AUGGCCUGGCAGGGGCUGGUGUUGGCAGCCUGCCUCUUCGUGUUCCCCCCUGCCACUGCGGACUGCCCAUCGCACUGUUCCUUGUGUGCCGUCAAGACCCGUGAUGGACCCAGGCCCGUCAAUGCCCUGGUAGGUUUCAGGUGCCCUGACGCCGAGCGGAGGGCCGACGCCCCGCCGGGCGAUGGCGCCGCGGAAGCCGGCGCCCCAGACCUCCACGCGGAGGAUCCCAGGGCGCAGGUCAAACGCUACGGGGGCUUUCUGCGCAAAUACCCCAAGCGGAGCUCAGAGGUGGCGGGGGAGGGCGAGGGCGAGGGGGGCAGCAUGGGCCACGAGGACUUGUACAAACGCUACGGGGGCUUCCUGCGGCGCAUUCGUCCCAAGCUCAAGUGGGACAACCAGAAGCGCUAUGGCGGUUUCCUCCGGCGCCAGUUCAAGGUGGUGACACGGUCUCAGGAGGACCCCAACGCCUACUCCGGAGAGCUUUUCGACGCAUAA
Carlito syrichta (Philippine tarsier) is the source of this 495-nucleotide messenger RNA. RefSeq names its product prodynorphin (gene PDYN). NCBI's taxonomy places the organism in Eukaryota, Metazoa, Chordata, Mammalia, Primates, Tarsiidae. Bases 1 to 495 code for a protein of 164 amino acids. The transcript has 2 exons. Gene Ontology annotation, molecular function: opioid receptor binding. The record is from RefSeq and is a predicted model, not a curated record. Gene Ontology annotation, biological process: neuropeptide signaling pathway; sensory perception; chemical synaptic transmission. Gene Ontology annotation, cellular component: neuronal cell body; axon terminus; dendrite.